This is a messenger RNA of Passer montanus (Eurasian tree sparrow), 2006 nucleotides long. RefSeq names its product CD247 molecule (gene CD247). Gene Ontology annotation, cellular component: membrane. Bases 145 to 831 code for a protein of 228 amino acids. NCBI's taxonomy places the organism in Eukaryota, Metazoa, Chordata, Aves, Passeriformes, Passeridae. Gene Ontology annotation, biological process: cell surface receptor signaling pathway. Gene Ontology annotation, molecular function: transmembrane signaling receptor activity. The record is from RefSeq and is a predicted model, not a curated record. The transcript has 7 exons.
AGGUGGACUCCGAAAGCCCUCAUAGGAGGCGAGCCUCUUCCUGUGGCGGCCACACACCAGCACAGCCCGUGGAGGAGCUGCCUCUUCUUCUUCUCCUUCUUCUUCUUCCUCUCUCCCAUCCCCAGCACUGUCUGGCCCGGCAAGAUGAAGUGGAGGAGGAUUGCCAUCCUUGCCAGCCUGCAGGCCCAGCUCCCAGCCACAGAUGCUGCAUCAGUUCUUGGCCUCACAGAUCCCAGGCUCUGCUACGUGCUGGAUGGAUUCCUCUUCAUUUAUGCAGUGAUCAUGACAGCCCUUUUUGUGAAGGCAAAGCUCAGCCAGGCCUCUGAACCACAGCUGCGAGCAGGCCAGGAUGACGUGUACAACAAGCUCUCCCGCGGGCACCGAGACGAUUACGAUGUGCUGGGAGGAAAGCGAGGAGCAGACCCCGAGCUGGGCGGGAGACACCAGCAGAGAAGAAAGAACCCUCAGGACACUGUCUACACUUCACUGCAGAAGGACAAGAUGGGUGAGGCAUACAGUGAGAUUGGAAUGAAGGGAGAGCAGCAGAGGCGGCGAGGCAAAGGCAAUGAAGGUCUCUACCAGGUAGGCACCACCUCCCACGGCUGCUCCCUCACCUGUGGUGGGAUAUCCCAUGGCACUGUCGGGGAGGCACGGAGAAGUGAAAGGAAGUUUCCCAAGCAGGCACCAGGUGUCACACUAACUCCUCCCUCCUGGAAGCCCCAGCUACCCCUGCUCUGGGAUCCACACCACAGGGCACAGCUGCCUCACCCGAGCAGGCUGCCAGGGAAAGGACUGGGCAUCACUGUCAGGCUGUCAGGGGAUGCUUCCUGAUGCACCUAUUUCCCUUCCAAAUCAAAGAGGAGAAGGCCAGAGAACAAAGUUCAUGAUUUGAUGUCUGUUCAUUUAAUUAUCGAUGCUCAUUCUAGCAUCAGUUAGCUUUUAAUAACACACAAACAAAAUGUACUCCAAAGAUCUGCAGAACCAGUUAGGAUGAUUUACUGUGGUCACAUUUUCAUAACCAUUAUUCAGGAUGUACCUUGCCUUCAGGUAAGAGCUAUUUGCACCACACGAAGACUAAAGAAUCACUCAGGAGUAAAAACCUCUGUAGAGGAAAAAAGAAAUCAGACUUACACUCCUGACUGAGCCCCUGCCAUCCUGCUGCUGCCAGGAAGAAGGAAGCACUCACGCUCAUCCCUCACCUGUUUCUCUGGUUUCUCUUUUUCAGGGGCUCAGUGCAGCAACCAAGGACACUUACGAUGCUCUCCAAAUGCAGCCUUUGCCCCCCCGCUAAGGGGGAGCCUCAGAGGGGAUGGGCAGGAGUGAGAGAUGCCCACCUGCCUUGGGGAGGAGAGGGGGAAAAGCCUUUUCCAUCCAACACAAGCACUGUGUGUUUUCUGUGUGCAAGAGCCGCCAUGGGCUGGUGCACAGAAUCUGGACCUGGCCUUUUCCUUCUCUCCUCCUGAAUUAUGUAACUGCUUCUGCUGUUAGAAUGUACAUAUCUGUAAAGUUGUGUCCAAAUAUAGUGGGUAUUAGGCUGAUUUUUUUUUUUUGGUCAGGUUUGUGUUGUUGGUACCAGACUAUAUCUUCUAACAAACACGGUUAUUUCCAUAGGUCUUCCUUGUCUUCCAGAGUAUUAAGACAUGGAAUUAUGGCUGUAUUACAUUUAAACAAUUUGCAAAGAUUUACUGUAUUACUUCCUGUAGUAUUUAUCUUAAGACUAUUUCACCCCUUUUUGCUUUAAAUUUGCCUUUAAAAAACUGCUUCAGUGGAGGGCAACAUUUUUCUUUAAUUAUAAAGAGUGACAUGAUGUUACAGUAGUGAAGCAGAGAGGCUGAAUGCCAACUUUCCAGUAGGAAGAAAAUGAGCACCAAUAUCCAAAAAGAGAUCAAGCAACGGCACUGCCACUCAUCCAUAAAUGUGAGCCAGGUAACCUGAGUGAGAGACUUCUUUGAAGGCAGAAAAACAAAGAAAACAAGGAGAUGGGUUCCCCUAUUAUCAUUUCCAGA